GAAUCGCACGCUCUACUCACGUGAGAUUUUUUCAUUCUGAUUUUCAUUUCGUAGGGUUUCCAUACCUCGCCACCGUCUGCCGGUCACUACUCAUCGAACAGAACUCUCGAGAAAGCACGAGCGUACCCGAGAAAAAUCAAAAAGCUGUGCCGUUUCCGGCGAAUUCUCCGGCCAAAAGUGGGCAUUCAUCCACUCAUUCCUCACGCUAUUUUUCAAUAUCUGCUGCAAUGCACGCGCCGGUUCUCGUUUUAAAAGACUCUUUAAAGAGGGAGCAGGGAAAUAAGGUUCAACAUGCCAACAUACAUGCUUCAAAGGCUGUUGCUGAUAUAAUUCGCACUACCUUGGGACCUCGGUCAAUGCUGAAGAUGCUACUUGAUGCUACUGGAGGAAUUGUAGUAACCAAUGAUGGAAAUGCUAUACUACGUGAACUGGAUCUGGCACACCCAGCAGCUAAGUCAAUGAUUGAGCUAAGCCGUACACAAGAUGAAGAAGUGGGAGAUGGUACUACCUCUGUUAUUGUUCUAGCUGGUGAGAUGCUCCAUGUUGCGGAAGCCUUUAUUGAUAAGAAUUAUCAUCCAACAGUCAUUUGUCGAGCAUACAACAGAGCUUUAGAAGAUGCUAUUGCUGCUCUGGACAAGAUAGCUGUGCAAAUCGAUGUAAAUGAUCGUAACUAUACAUUUAGAUCCUACGUCAAGCCGGAUCGAGUCAAUCUGAUAGUGGCACAACAGGGAAAAUAA
Messenger RNA from Phalaenopsis equestris, 737 nucleotides. Its product is annotated as T-complex protein 1 subunit gamma-like. Gene Ontology annotation, molecular function: ATP binding; ATP hydrolysis activity; ATP-dependent protein folding chaperone. The record is from RefSeq and is a predicted model, not a curated record. Gene Ontology annotation, biological process: protein folding. The transcript has 8 exons. Bases 228 to 737 code for a protein of 169 amino acids. Lineage: Eukaryota; Viridiplantae; Streptophyta; Magnoliopsida; Asparagales; Orchidaceae. Gene Ontology annotation, cellular component: chaperonin-containing T-complex.